Molecule: messenger RNA, 3700 nt
Organism: Glycine soja
Lineage: Eukaryota; Viridiplantae; Streptophyta; Magnoliopsida; Fabales; Fabaceae
Product: filament-like plant protein 7
Exons: 7
Coding region: 303-3530 (1075 amino acids)
Source: RefSeq, a predicted model, not a curated record
UUUUAGUCCAGCAGGGUACACUUUCCUGCCUUUUUACUUCAUUUCCCUUUCCUUGGCUUGGCAACCAACACAACACAACACCCCUCUUUUUUCCUCUUUAAAGAGAAAGCUGAAUUUGCUGAUAGCUAGAGGAGCUGUGGUGCCCAGUACUAUUGCACUCUCUGCCUCGUCGAGUUGAAUCUCUUCGCCAUUGGCUCUCAGAUUUUUUUUAUUUUUUUAUUUGUCUUGGAUGAUCCAUGUACUUGCAAAACCUCACUCUUCAUUCUUAAGAGGCUUCUCACAUUUGAAGCAUUCUUAUCAUUAUGGAUCACAAGUCUUGGCUUUGGGGGAAAAAAGCCACACUGAAGACAAAUUUAGUCACUGACAAAACAAAUCUCACUUCAAAAGAAAAUGGAGAGGUACAGGCUCCUCUAACUGAUAAAGAAAAAUUGGAGAAAGACUUAAAAAGAUUAAAUGAUAAGCUUGCUUUUACACUUUCUGAAUGUAAUUCUAAAGAUGAGCAGAUCAAGAAACAAACGAAAAUUGUACAAGAAGCAGUGGCAGGAUGGGAGAAAGCAGAAGCUGAAAUAUUGUCUAUGAAGCAACAUAUUGAUGAAUCAAUACAACAGCAGUUAGUUUAUAAAGAAAGAGUGGCCCAAUUGGAUGGUGCUCUCAAAGAAUGUAUGCAACAGUUACGUUUUGUAAGAGAAGAACAAGAGCAAAGGAUUCAUGAUGCUGUCAUGAAGGCUUCUAAAGAAUUUGAAGAAGCACGCAUAGUUUUGGAGGAGCAGCUAUCAGAGACCAGUAAAGGGCUUGCUAAAUCUGGGGUUGAAAGUUCUCGUCUUAAUAAAUCUAUUAUUGCUAAAGAAAAUUUGAUUGAAGAUCUGAAAAGACAAUUGGCUCAUGCAGAGGCUGAUCAUAAUGCAUUGAUGAUUAGAUUAGAGUCCAUUGAGAAAGAUAAUGCAUCCUUGAAGUAUGAAGCUCAAGUGCUUGAAAAGGAACUUGCAAUUAGAAAUGAGGAAAGAGAAUUUAAUCGUCGAGCAGCUGAUGCUUCUCAUAAGCAGCACUUACAGAGUGUAAAAAAAAUUGCCAACUUAGAAUCAGAAUGUCAAAGACUGCGUAUUCUGGUUCGAAAACGGUUACCAAGUCAAGCUUCCCUGGCAAAAAUGAAAAAUGAAGUUGAAAUGUUGGAACAUGAUUCACUUGAAAUGAGAAGGAAAAACUUGAACUCAACCAGUGUAGUGGUUGAAUCUUCACUAGACAGUUCUCCUGAGACUACCAUUAGAAGAAUCACUGCUUUGACUGAUCAACUAUGUACUGUGGAAGAAGAAAACAAGACUUUGAAAGAAUCGCUAAAUAGGAAAACAAAUGAAGUCCAAUUCUCAAGAGUAAUGCUUGCUCGCACAGCUUCUAAACUGAUGCGACUUGAGUCGGAGAUUGAAUCUAGAGGUCAUGUGAACAUGGAGCUGCCUAAAAGUAAUCCUGCAUUGCAAGAUAUAUCUUUGUCAUCAAUGUCUGACAUUGGCAGUGAUGACAAGGUUAGCUGUGCCGACUCCUGGGCUUCUGCAUUGAUUUCAGAAUUGGAGCACUUUAGAAGUGUAAAACAGAAGGAAUCAAUGUCAUGCAAAAGUGUUGGACCUUCAGAUAUAAGCCUAAUGGAUGACUUCCUUGAAAUGGAAAAAUUAGCAGUGGUCUCUGUUGAAAAAGCCCCCAAAAUUUCUUGUGCUUCUUUAGAAGAAAAUAAUGAAAUAGAUGGCCUGCCAGAGGCUAGACCGAAUGGGAUUAGCUCUGAAGUGAUAAGUAAGGAGAUCAUUCCUGUCUCUGAUCAUUUGUCAGAGUUCUCUACAUCAAAUCAGGAAUCAUGUUCCAUUGACAUAUUAAAUGGUGAUAUUCCUGGUUGGCUUUUGGAUGUAGUAAAAGCGAUAUUGGAACAAAACUGUGUCACUCAUAAGAACUUUGAUGACAUAUGUGAGGAUAUUAGAUUGGCUUUGAGCUAUCUAAAUAAUGCAGAUCAAUGCCGGUUUGAUUCAAGCAAAGGUCAUCCAUUUGAUGGAUCUAAGCCUCUCCAUUUUAGUCAGCUCACUUCAUGGAAACCUUUGAAUAAUUCUGUGGUAGAUCCAUGUGGUGAAGUAAAUGAUGCUGAGAUUUUAUCAAUAAAGGGAACUAAACAGAAAUCUCAAAGAGAUCUGAGCCAGUCAAUUGGUAAGAUAAUUGAGCUUAUUGAAGGGAUUAGCAUGCCUGCUGAGGAUUAUGAUAAUUCAGAUUCCUUGUACAAAAGAGAUGGAAAUAUCCAUGCACAUAAGAAUCAAGGAAUUCCUACAGACUACAUGGUCCGUGUUUUCCAGUGGAAAACGUCUGAACUCAGUAAUGUCUUGCAGCAAUUUCUCCAUGUGUGUUAUGAUUUACUCAAUGACAAGGCUGAUCAUGAAAAAUUUGCCACAGAACUAACGACAUCUUUGAAUUGGAUUAUGAAUCACUGCUUUUCACUUCAGGAUGUUUCUAGUAUGAGGGAUGCCAUUAAAAAACAAUUUGAUUUGGAUGAGACACUAAGUGAAAAUGAAGCUGAAACAGGGAUGUUUGCAGACGCAGAUAAGUUGCAUCUUCCCAUAGAACAGUUAUCAUGUUUGCCUGUGCUAACUAAUUCAGAUUGUCAUGAUGUUCCAACUAAAGAUAUGCAAUAUGUUGAUAAGGAAGAAAUUAAAAAUAUUGAAGAUGAAGUAAUCAGUUCUGAAUCUGAGAAAGAAGGGAGGCUCCAAUCAGCUAUAAAUCAACUUCAGGAAUCAGAGAAAACUAUUGGCAGCUUGAGAUUGGAAUUGCAAACCUUGAAAGAAUUGAAUCGAAUGCUUGAGGAGCAAGUACAAAAUCAUGCAUUCAUAAAUGCAGAUCUUGACACUCAGCUAACAGAAACUGAAUUAAAAGAAGCUAAUCACAAGGUUUUGGCAUUAGAAGUGGAAGUGGAGAACAAAAAUCAAUAUUGUGAAGAAUUAGAGACCAGAUGCAUUGAACUUCAGCUCCAGCUUGAAAGCAUGACAAAGAAGUGGUCAGACAAUGAUGCUUAUCAGAAAGAUGAGCCACUGCAAACUGACUGGGAGAUAACUGCUGCAUCAGAAAAGUUGGCAGAGUGUCAAGAAACCAUCCUUAACCUUGGGAAGCAGUUGAAGGCAUUAGCUGCACCAAAGGAUGCGUCCCUUUUUGACAAUGCCAUUGCUGCUCAACGUCAUACAGUUACAGACACAAAUACUGUCCCCCUAAAAGACAUGAAAGUGAAAAAUCGAUCUUCUCUAUUUGAUCAGAUGUUGGCUGAUGAUGAUACUAAAGCUAAGGUUAGCAAAGCAAGUGAAAGAGGCUCCAGUCCCACCAGCAUUCCAGGUUUCAAACAGCCACUGGAAAAGAUUUUACUUUUGAAUGAACUUAAAGGCCAGGAUGACAGUGCCAGUGUUGAUUCUAUGGCCAUUGUACCAGCCAAGAAAUCCGGUGGUCGAAAUUUUUGGAGAAGGCUAUUUGGGAGAAAGAAAUCCAAGAAGAAAACACAGUUUUCAUUGAACACGUGAAAUUCUGUUCUAGUGUUGUUUUAGUACUUCACGUGACGGGGUAACAGUUAUAUCUCCUUUGCUAUAUUUCUAAUGAAGUGAUGUUUGUGUCUUGACUCUUGUUUAUACGACUGAAAAUUAACAACUGAUUAUUCAAGUUAUUGGAUGCAUGAAACAGUUGUUGUGGCAUA